This is a messenger RNA of Rhineura floridana, 2053 nucleotides long. It is a transcript of the gene ZFAND1, whose product is annotated as zinc finger AN1-type containing 1. NCBI's taxonomy places the organism in Eukaryota, Metazoa, Chordata, Lepidosauria, Squamata, Rhineuridae. The transcript has 8 exons. Gene Ontology annotation, molecular function: zinc ion binding. Gene Ontology annotation, cellular component: cytoplasmic stress granule; cytoplasm. Bases 242 to 997 code for a protein of 251 amino acids. Gene Ontology annotation, biological process: cytoplasmic stress granule disassembly. The record is from RefSeq and is a predicted model, not a curated record.
GAUUUUCUCCCUUUUGUCUGUGAUGGCUGCUUUGGAGUCUUUUGUCUUCAGCACAGAAGUCGAGCUGCUCAUGGUUGUUCUGAGGUUCUCCAUGGUCUCUUCAGCUACAAAAGGUUCAACUAGUGCAACAUUUCAAACUGUAUCUUCAUCCAGUGCUCCUUCACAUAAUAAGUGGUCCUCUUGAAUAGCAUCCCCAGGUUCAUUGAUCAUCGUUGGUGGUUGUGAUCCAGUUGUUGUUGUUAUGUGCCUUCAAGUCGAUUACGACUUAUGGCUACCCUAUGAAUCAGCGACCUCCAAGAGCAUCUGUCAUGAACCACCCUGUUCAGAUCUUGCAAAUCUAAAAAGUGAAGUGAAACCAGAUCACCACAAAUCUUUCUUGUGCACAUAUAAAGGCUGUGAUGGAAGAGAACUUGUACCUGUGUUGUGCCCGUACUGUGAAAAGCAGUUUUGCUUACGGCACCGCCAUCAGGUAGACCAUGAAUGUGAGAAAUUGGAAAUCCCAAAACCUCGCAUGGCUGUUACCCAGCAGCUUGUUAAAGAAAUUGUAGGUUCUAAGAACGAAGCCACAGUGGAUAAAAGAUGCAGAGGAGCCAAGAACAGUGAAACAGCAGCAAAGGUGGCCCUAAUGAAACUGAAAAUGCAUGCAUGUGGGGAUAAGUCCUUGCCACAGACAGAGAGAAUCUACUUUCAAGUGUUUUUACCUAAAGAGAGCAAGGAGAAAAGCCAGCCCAUGUUCUUUAGUAGUAACUGGAGCAUCGGCAGAGUGACAGAUUUUGCAGCUUCCCUGGCAAACCUAAAAAAUGAUAACAACAAAACUACGGCUAAGAAAUUACGACUCUGCCACCCAGUGUCUGGAGAAGCUUUGCCUUUGGACCACACUUUAGCAUCUUGGAUAAACAGCAAAGAAUCCCUGCUAAGUAAUGGUGGAAAUGUGAUCUUGGAAUACCUUGAUAAUGAAGUCCACUUUUUAGAAAAUGCAACUUCAUAUCUAGAGUAAUUAUGGAAAACAUUCUACGUGUAACUGUCAGACUGAAUAUAAGACUAUACUUUUGGUCUGUUGAUAGUUUCAUCAUGUGUUCUUUUUAUUACCUUUAAAGAAAAAUUAACAUAUGUCAGAAUUUAUUCUGUUUCAAAGUAGGCCAAGGAAUUACUCAUAAAUGUAUGUUUCUCAAUUGAUGGCUCUCAGAACAAUAUGUAAACUAGGGCUGUGCAAGCCCCCCCCCCCAACGAUCCAGUUCGGGGCCUGAUACAGCCCAGGUUAAGAUUUAUCCAAAGCCAAUCUGGAAAUCUGAAUCUUGUAUUCUCAUUCACUUGCAUUAGGGUUGCUUUGGUUUCCUUUUUGCUUUUUUCACAUAGGUGCAAGAAAUUUGGAGGCAUUGAUAGUCCCUCAAGAAGGUAUUAAUCCUGUCACAUAUCAGACAGGUAGUUCCGGGGCUUUUUAUCCUGGUUGUAAGUUUGCUUUUAAAAAAAAUAAUAAAGAUUGUACUGCAGUGUUGUAUGUAAUAUUACAUUGUAACAUGCUUGUGCACUGACUGUGUAUAAUGUGCUCACAAGACUUAAACACGCACAAGAAGCUACUAAUAAAUACAGACACAAAAAACAACACAGAUGUAAGUAAAAUGCAAAGCUAGUCUAAAAAAGGACUAAAAUGAAGGGUGGGGAAAGAAUUAUUAUAUGGUUGUAUAAGGAUGAAAGUGGGAUUGAUUGGGAAAGGAUGGGAAACAUGUAUAAGACUGGACAGCAUACUGUGAAGGAAACAAAACACAAGCUGAGUAAAUGCCACCAGUCUCUUUUUGAGAGACAGAACUUGCAAGAGUGAAGGCAGUGUGAGCUUGCUCCUUUUUAAGAUUUCACUAUCCUACACCCCCAGCACUGUGAUUAGAGAGUGCUGGGUGAGCUUUUAGCCCUGGAUUAGAAGCUAGAGCGCUCAGUGAGCAAAGUAUAGCUCCCCUCCCGCUGUAAUCCUUUGUAAUUAAGUGUUCUGUAAUUGAAUAUCCAGUGCUGCUACACUGAAAAUAAUGGACACUUUGCAACUGAUGCUUGGGCAUACAUU